GACUGAGAAUUUUGAUCGACGCCUAUAAAAAAUGGCUCCAAUUUUCCCAGUUAUUGACACUGAAAGGUACAGUUCCCUACCUGCUGCUAUUACUAUUUACUCGGACAUAGAUUUCUUCAAGAAAGAAAAACAACGUCAAAAGAAAAAGAAGAAAAGCAAGCGAGAUCGUUCAUUCUCUUCUCCUUUGCAAGACAGUCAGAAACUGUUAAGGAAGAAAGAAUAUUCGUCAGAAUUGAAAAUGAGACGCGAUAUAGCCAUAAAUAGACGAAAACGUUCAGAACGAGAACAGACGAACUUCCUUGAACUGAAAGCGAACCGUGCCAAUGAAAAGGAACGACUGAGACAACUCUUUUCAAUUUACGCAGUACAACAUGGGAAGUCGUACAGAAAACCAACCACAAUCUCUCGACCACAGUUUCCUAACUUACUAAAGCCAAACAGUCGCGUAGAAAAGAAGAAAAUGUGUAGUUCCUCUAAAGAAGUUGUUUUACCUCACAUUGGAUCCAACUCGGGAAAAGCUGGACAUAUUGAAGAUAGAAAAUAGAUUUAAAAAGUUGUUAUAACUACACUCUUGUUUGAUGGUGCUUGCAGCUUGUAAGGUUUUAAUGAUGUUACUGUAUCAUAGAAAUAAAAGAAUAUUUAUUAAUUUA
Actinia tenebrosa (Australian red waratah sea anemone) is the source of this 650-nucleotide messenger RNA. RefSeq lists its product as uncharacterized. The record is from RefSeq and is a predicted model, not a curated record. NCBI's taxonomy places the organism in Eukaryota, Metazoa, Cnidaria, Anthozoa, Actiniaria, Actiniidae.